GGCGGGAGCGGGCUCUGUGGUCAGCUGAGCGGCGCCCGGCGGGUCGCGAGGCCGCGCGUCAUCGUCCUGCUGCCCGGUCGCCGCCCCCCGGCCGGUCCCUGGCGGGCGUCGGCAUCCAGAGCUUUGGGACAAAAUGCCAACGAAGCAGUGACCUGAGAGGAGCGGAUCCCUGUGGCUGGACCUGUUACCAUGUCCCAUCAACCUCUGAGCUGCCUGACUGAAAAGGGGGACAGCCCUUGUGAGACCCCAGGAAAUGGACCCUCCAAUAUGGUUCACCCCAGCCUGGACACAUUCACCCCUGAGGAGCUACUACAGCAAAUGAAGGAACUGCUGGUCGAGAACCACCAGCUAAAAGAAGCCAUGAAGCUAAAUAAUCAAGCUAUGAAAGGGCGAUUUGAGGAGCUUUCUGCCUGGACAGAGAAGCAGAAGGAAGAGCGCCUGUUGUUUGAGAUGCAGAGCAAAGAGGCUAAGGAGAGCCUCAAGGCCCUGAGUCACGAAAAUGAGAGGCUGAAGAAAGAGCUUGGAAAACUAAAAGAGAAAUCAGAAAGGCCGUUUGAAGACCUCACAGGUAACUACAGGUCUCCCAGAGCCGACUUGGAGCAGGAAGUGGAGAAGCUGAAGACCCAGGUGGAGCAGGAAGUAGAGCAUCUGAAGAUCCAAGUGAUGCGCCUUCAGGCGGAAAAGGCAGACCUGCUGGGCAUCGUCUCAGAACUGCAGCUCAAACUCAACUCUGGUGGCUCCACGGAAGACUCCUUCGUUGAGAUCAGGAUGACUGAAGGAGAGACUGAAGGGGCAAUGAAGGAGAUGAAGAACAGCCCUAUACCCACAAGAACAGACUCCAUCAGCAUGAGCAAAUGUACAGAGGAUGCCAGGACUUGUGUGGAGUUUGAAGAAUUGACUGUGAGCCAGCUCCUGCUUUGCCUAAGGGAAGGAAACCAAAAGGUGGAGAGACUUGAAAUGGCACUCAGAGAAGCCAAAAAAAGAAUUUCAGAAUUUGAAAAGAAAGAAAAUGGCCAUUCUGCAAUUGAGACCCAGACAGAGGGGAGAACAGACAAAGAAGAGGACAAAGGCCCAGAGAGUUUUGGAAGCGAAGUGGAAACACUGAACGUUCAAGUGACCUCUCUGUUUAAGGAGCUUCAGGAGGCGCACACGAAGCUCAGUGAGGCUGAGCUGAUGAAGAAGAGACUUCAAGAAAAGUGUCAGGCUCUGGAAAGGAAGAACUCUGCAACCCCAUCAGAGCUGAAUGAAAAGCAAGAGCUCCUUUACAGCAACAGGAAGUUAGAGCUGCAAGUGGAGAGUAUGCGCUCCGAGAUCCAGAUGGAGCAGGCCAAGACGGAGGAGGAGAGGUCCAGGUUAGCCACUCUACAGGCAACUCACAACAAGCUCCUUCAAGAACAUAAUAAAGCACUGAAAACAAUUGAAGAACUGACCAAACAACAGGCAGAGAAGGUGGACAAGAUGCUGCUGCAGGAGCUCAGCGAGAAGCUGGAGCUGGCCGAGCGGGCUCUGGCGUCCAAACAGCUGCAGAUGGACGACAUGAAGCAGACCCUUGCCAAACAGGAGGAGGACCUGGAGACCAUGGCUGUCCUCAGGGCGCAGAUGGAGGUGUACUGUUCAGAUUUUCAUGCUGAGAGAGCCGCCAGGGAGAAGAUUCAUGAAGAAAAGGAACAGCUGGCCUUGCAGCUCGCAAUUUUGCUGAAAGAGAACAACGACUUUGAAGAUGGAGGCAGCAGGCAGUCCUUGAUGGAAAUGCAGUGCCGGCACGGGGCGAGAACCAGCGACUCUGACCAGCAGGCUUACCUGUUUCAAAGAGGAGCCGAGGACAGGAGCUGGCAACACGGGCAGCAGCCUCGCAGUAUUGCGGUUCACUCAUGCCCCAAGUGUGGGGAGGUCCUGCCGGACAUGGACACACUUCAGAUCCACGUGAUGGACUGCAUCAUUUGAGUUCCUCUCCACUCCCCAAAGCUCUUGGUAAACGCCAGAUUUCUCCUCCAACACUUGUACUUCUGUCUUCUUUUUUGUCACACAAAUAUUUCUGCCACACUAUCCUUAUUUCUGGAGAAAGGAAGUUGUACCCCUCCUAAGGAGAGCGCCUGGACCGACAGGAAGUCACAAACAAGAAUCGAAUUAGCACCCUUCCAAUACGAGAGCCAGUGUUUUUAUGUUCUGCUCAUGAGAGUCGCUGAGAGCAGUCAGCCAGAAUGGGACAGCCAUGUGACCAAGUUCGUGAAAUGACAUGGGAGGAACUCACUGAAGGUGAGAACCUGUAAGAGGCAGGAAAUUGAAAUGGUGGGGAAGCACGGCUGCAGUGUUUAUCUAGGGAAUCCUUCCCCCGCAGGCAUCGCGUUCUGUGUGCACUUAUGUGGAAGUUACAUGUGGCUCCUUCUGAGCGAGCCCUGGGGUAUCUGUUGAUACCAGGACAGGUGGGGCUCGGAGUGUAUGUAGCUCAGGAUUGCGGUACUUCCCUCCGCUGCUCAGUGUAACGUUACCCUCAGUCUCUGUACCGGAGGUGCACAGGCUAGUACAGUACAUAGUUUAAUUUUUAAGAGCAGCUACUUUCUUCAUGAUGAAGUAGCAGCUUACAGUUAUUACAAAGUGAACUUUUGUGAUAUGUGUGUUCCGCUGCUCAUACAUGACCAGCAACACUGUAGUGUGUAUAUUAAUACUGAGAUGUUCUGAUCAAUGUGGAUAGGAGCGGGUCCUUUUACUAGAGGCCCAUGCAUGCUUGAAUGAGAUUCCUGAUAUAGACGUAGCCAGAGCCAUGUGCGGCGGCGGCGGUGAUGGUGCAUAGCACACCCGCACGGGAGACCGAGGCAGGGGAUCGCCAGCUCGUGGCCACAUAGGUCUACACAGAAUAAUGGGGAUUUGCCAUACUUUGUGUUAAAAAAGUUAGCAAGAACUAAACAAGUCCACAAGUAAACAGCAUCAAGUCCUAACACAAUUAAGAGAAUUGUUUUGUGUUGAUCAUAGGACCUGGGGUUAAAUAUACACAGAUGUGUAUUUAAAUAAAAUAAAAAUACUUCAUUCAUCUCAAUGGAACAGAGUCCUCAGAUGACAGGUAAUCCUCACACCUGAACAGUUAUCCCCUCCAAGACAGUAGAACACAGGACUGUUCAUCAGUAGUUAGUUUAGAACCCCCCUCAGACUCUAGGGACAAUGUUUGCUAAUGACAUUUCUAAAAUUACAAUGACAUUUUUUCUUUUCUUAUUGUUUCUAGUAUAAAUUUCUUUACUAUUUUAUACUGGAUAAAGCAGGUUUUUAAUGUAUCCCAGAUCCAGGAGGAAACCAAACCGUUUUACAAUGAGGUUACUGGGGAAAUCCUUUUGCUUUGUUCAAGUAUAAUUAUCUGAUAAAUCUAGAAUGUGAAGUGAACACUCAAAUGGUCUUACUAAGACUAUGACCUACGCAUUUGUUUGAUCAUGAAGAGGAUUACAAAUGAAGAUAAGUUCAGAUUAAGACUUAGAGAGAGAUCUAUGUACAGCAUCUUCCACAGCAGCUAGGAUACAGUGCAACCUAGGCAUCCAUUCCCUGGGAUUGGAUAAGGAAACGCAAUACUCAGAUACAGUGAAGUAGUACCCAGCCUUGAAAAAGAAGGAUUAUAUCACCUGGAGGGCAGCAAGCCAAGUGAAAUAAGCUAGUCAUAGAUACCACGUGAUCUCACAUGUGGACUCUGAAGAAACGUAGCGGUGGAUGUUUAGAGCUGCGCAGUGCUUAGCAGGACAGGAGGAAGGCGUAGGAAGGUAGAGAUGCCGGACGAAGGCACAAAGUCUCAGGAGGGAUAAACUGUAGUGAUCUACUGUACAGAAUAGUGACUGUAAUAAUUUGUAUAUUAAGGCUAUAUCACCAGUUUAGUAAACAACUUGUAAACCCUC
Molecule: messenger RNA, 3872 nt
Organism: Apodemus sylvaticus (European woodmouse)
Lineage: Eukaryota; Metazoa; Chordata; Mammalia; Rodentia; Muridae
Gene: Optn
Product: optineurin
Exons: 14
Coding region: 190-1944 (584 amino acids)
Biological process (GO): Golgi ribbon formation; protein localization to Golgi apparatus; regulation of canonical NF-kappaB signal transduction
Cellular component (GO): Golgi apparatus; nucleus; cytoplasm
Molecular function (GO): K63-linked polyubiquitin modification-dependent protein binding
Source: RefSeq, a predicted model, not a curated record